Tetrapisispora phaffii CBS 4417 is the source of this 2955-nucleotide messenger RNA. RefSeq names its product Rsn1p (gene RSN1). Lineage: Eukaryota; Fungi; Ascomycota; Saccharomycetes; Saccharomycetales; Saccharomycetaceae. The transcript has a single exon. Gene Ontology annotation, cellular component: plasma membrane. Bases 1 to 2955 code for a protein of 984 amino acids. The record is from RefSeq and is a predicted model, not a curated record. Gene Ontology annotation, molecular function: calcium-activated cation channel activity.
AUGCAGUUGGCAAUUGGCAGUUGCGGAUCCUUUGUUUUCUGGAGCCGGUGUGUCCUGGACAUAGACAGGCCAAAGACAAUCAUAUUACACACUCGCAGCAUGUCGACGACUGAUGUUACGGGUACAUCGACUCAGCAAGUGCUGACGUCGCUGGUUUCGAAUGGUGUUAUCUUUGGUGCUUUCAUGACUGGUUUUCUACUGCUGAGAAUUAAGUUGAAGAGAAUAUACGAACCCAAGUCCUCUUUUGCUCUGAUUGCUGAAGAAAAAAGACCGGAGCCCUUGCCCAGUGGUCUAUGGCAAUGGUUUCUGCCUCUGUUGAAGAAAUCGGAUAAUUUCAUCAUUAAACAGGCUGGUUUAGACGGGUAUUUCUUUUUGAGGUAUCUGUUUCUAAUUGCUGCCUACACUGGUUGUUCUAUCGUCUAUGUGUUCCCGAUUUUGUUAUCUGUCAAUGCUGCAAAUGGUGGCAACUCCGCUGGUUUGGACGUUUUAGCUUAUCAGAAUGUUACCGACCCAAAACGAUACUACGCGCACGUCUUUGUUGGCUGGGUUUUCUUCUGGGGAUUCAUCUUGCUGAUGUAUAGAGAAUUAUACUAUUACAACUCUGUGCAACAAAAUGUGGUCUCUUCUAACAGAUAUGCCAAGAAACUGUCGUCAAGAACUGUCCUGUUCACUACGGUGCCAAAACAAUAUCUGUCAGAGACUGAAUUUUCGAAGUUAUUCGACGGUGUAAAGAGAGUUUGGAUUGCAAGAGCACAGAAUGGUGUUGAGAAGUUAGUUAAAGAGAGAGAAAACAUGGCAAUGAACUUAGAAAAUAUCCUGAACAAUUUAUUGAAAAAAAAAAUUAAAAAAAUUGGAAAAGAUAUCAAGAAAAAUAAAGAAACUGAUGAUAUAAAAUUAAUUAAUAGGAUUCGGUAUGCUAACUCGAUUGAUAAAAUUGUGACCGUUUCUGAGUUUUUAACCGACAAAGAAAGACCAAAAUUAAGAGUUCAAAAAUGGAAAUUCUGGACCAAGAAAGUCGAUGCAUUAGAUUAUUUUAAAGAACAAUUGCCGAUUCUUAAUGCAAAGAUUGGAGACUUGCAAUCAAAUCAAAUGGAUUCCUCUCCAUUCAAUUCUGUCUUUGUUGAAUUCGAAUCACAAUAUCAAGCCCAGGUCGCCUCUCAAUUAGUGCCAUACCAUGCUCCAUUAUUCUUAACUCCUUCAUACAUUGGUAUUCAUCCACAAAGUAUUAUUUGGUUCAAUUUAAGAAUGAUGCCUUAUGAAAGGCUUAUUAGACAAACUGCCGCUACUGCAUCGAUGUGUGCUUUAGUCAUUGUUUGGGCAUUCCCAGUGGCUUUUGUUGGUUUGAUCUCAAACAUUACCUAUUUAACAAAUAAAUUGCCAUGGUUGAAUUUCAUUUAUAAAUUACCAGAUGUUUUGUUAGGUCUAUUGACUUCAUUGGCUCCAACUGUUGCUUUAGCUUUAUUAAUGAUGUGUUUACCUGUUAUCAUUAGAAACGCUGCGAAAUUCGCAGGUGCGCCAUCUACACAAUACGUUGAAUAUUAUACUCAACAAACUUAUUUUGCUUUCCAGGUUAUUCAAGUUUUCUUAGUUACUACAAUAGCUUCUGCCGCUACCUCUACAGUUACACAAAUUGUAGAAGAACCAACAAAAGCUAUGGAACUAUUAGCAGAAAAUUUGCCGAAGGCUUCCAAUUUUUAUAUUGCUUAUAUUAUUUUGCAAGGUAUGUCUGUUACAGGUAGUGCUUUACUACAAAUUGUUCCGUUAGCAAUUUACUAUACUCUAGGUAAAGUGUUAGAUCCAACUCCAAGAAAGAAAUAUAAUCGUUUUUCAAAAUUGGCUUCACUGUCAUGGGGUACAACUUUCCCAGUUUACACAAAUUUAGCAGUUAUUAUCUUUUCUUAUGCAAUCAUUUCUCCAAUCAUUUUAUUGUUUGCCACAUUUGGUUUCUUUUUAUUAUGGGUGGCUUAUCUAUAUAAUUUGAAUUAUGUCUAUGCUGAAGCACCUGACGCUAGAGGUAUCCAUUAUCCAAGAGCUUUGUUCCAAACUAUGGUGGGGCUAUACAUUGGUCAAAUUUGUCUAUUAGGUUUAUUCGUUGUCGGUAAAGGUUGGGGUCCAAUCGUUUUACAAAUUGUUUGUUUGGUAGUAACUGUUUUAUUACAUCUAUUCUUGAACCAUUGUUUCGAUCAUUUAAUGAAGAAUAUUCCAAUUGACACCAUGAAACCAUUAGAUGGUGAAUCACACACUGCUUCAUUUAAAAAUAUCUACAGCCAAAAACAUGAUGAUCCAUUUGGUGACGUUAAGGUAUUACCAAAUUUCCCAAUUAGAAAAUAUCGUUCUCGUUCGGGAAGUGCUGGUACCGAUGUUGAAAGAAUUAAUUCAAAUACCCUUGACGAUAAAUUUAAUAUUCAGUAUGAAGUUUCCAAUACAAAUAAUAAUGGUUUAGUGGAGAUGUUUAAUGGCGAUAUAAGCGCAACCCCAUUGUUAGCCGAUGGUGAUGAUUCCGCAAUCCCAACAGCUCCAUUCUGGAAGAGAUUUAUUUUCCCACAUACUUAUUGUUCAUAUAAGGCUGUUAAAAAUAGAAUCCCAGAUAUUUAUCAUGUACCUGACCCUGAUGAAAUCACCGACCCUGAUGAACUAGAACAUGCUUACGACUACCCUGCAGUCAGUGCUAAGUGCCCAUAUCUAUGGAUUACAAAGGAUCCAUAUGGGUUCUCACAGAGUCUGAUCACUGAUCUAGCUGAAGUAAUCAAGAUUUCUGAUGAAGGUGCAUCAUUAGAUGAAAAUGGUAAGAUUACUUGGGAAGGAACUCCCCCAUCUUAUGAAUAUAAUCUGGAUCCAUUGAGAGAUUCAGAUGCUAAAGAUAUUGAAAUAAAUUAUGCAGAUUCACCAAUUGACAAAGAUGACCCUUUUACAGAUGAAGGUAAAUCACCUCGUGAAGGCGAAAAAUCUUUAUAA